This is a messenger RNA of Hyalella azteca, 838 nucleotides long. RefSeq lists its product as uncharacterized. The transcript is spliced from 3 exons. The annotation marks the transcript as partial. Lineage: Eukaryota; Metazoa; Arthropoda; Malacostraca; Amphipoda; Hyalellidae. The record is from RefSeq and is a predicted model, not a curated record.
UUCUCCUGUCCGUCUUCGUUAACAUCGAAAAAAAGACAUUACCGUUAUUGCAUGCCUUCAUUAUGUCAGGUACAGGUAGUAAAGAAAGCGACAAUAGCCCUUCAAGGGCUGCUAUGAAGUCUCCUCCAAUAUCAAAUGACGCCAAUCCACUGAAACCCAGUGACUUUACUUCAAUUUCCCCUGAAACAACUAUUGUGUCUAGUGAAAGUGAUAAAACCAUUAAAUCUAAUUACACUAUUAGUAGUUCUUAUGAUAGAACAAUUUGUUCUAGUGAUACGACCAUUGAUUCAUGCUAUGAAUCUAAAACUUCUAGUGAUAUUACUAUAAAUUCAAGUGAUGCUACCAUUAAUUCUGUGUGUGAUAUCCCGGUUUCUUGUGAAGCUGUCACAAACUUGAGCGGUGUCAACGUAAGCAGCUUGUACAGUUUAUCCAUCUCAUCAACUGACGCAGCUCAGCCUUCUAUCGACCGAACUUCUAAUCCUUUUGACGCAAAUAAAAAUUCCGAGGAAACUAAUCCUGAGGAUGAGGUUGUAACUUCACGUGAUGUGGCCGAGACCUCCAGAGACUCUAGGACUUCUGCAGUAGACGCGGCCAUGAGUUCGUUGAGCCUCCCCUUAGGAGUUGAGAGCGUGGGAGGACUGUUGAGCAGCGCCGUGACGGGCGUCGGGGGCGCCGUGGUUGCAGGAGUCUCGCACAUCACCUACGGGAUGGGUGAAGCUGUGUCCUCAGUGUCUGCCGGAGUUGGCGGUGUAGUGACGGAAGCAUCGCACAAGAUCGUGCGCUGCCUCACGCUGCCUCCACAGUCCUGCCUCGACCCUCGCACCACAACCCGGUCCAG